Messenger RNA from Scatophagus argus, 3084 nucleotides. RefSeq names its product NACHT, LRR and PYD domains-containing protein 12. The record is from RefSeq and is a predicted model, not a curated record. NCBI's taxonomy places the organism in Eukaryota, Metazoa, Chordata, Actinopteri, Scatophagidae. Gene Ontology annotation, cellular component: cytoplasm. Gene Ontology annotation, molecular function: protein binding. The transcript is spliced from 8 exons. The coding region runs from base 166 to 2850 and encodes 894 amino acids.
GUACUUUCUACUUCCGUUUUUUUUUUUAAGAAUUACAACAUGCAAUGUACUCUUACUGUAUUUUGUGUCUUGUAUCUCAAAUGUGGAUAGACAGCUUUAAAAGUACAGAAUUAAACCUCGUAAGACUAUAAUUUUUUUGAAGGCCUUUACUCAGUGAUUUACACAAUGGACAAAAACACCGUGCUGACUCAUAAGCUGUCAGAGGACAUGUCUACACUUCUUGGUGGGCAGCUGCCAGUCAGUGUUAUAAACAACAAUAAAUACGUACCCCCCCUGACUUCUGAAGCUCAGACAACAGACGGAAGUGUGAAAGACAACUUGCCCUCUCUUGAUGAUGCCGUCAGAGCUGCACUGUCUGAUGAAAUCAAAAAUGUCAUACUGAUCGGUUCUGAAGGAUCAGGUAAAACCACUGCUUUGGAGAAACUCGUCUUGGACUGGGCAAAAGGAGAACACCUUCAAAGCUUUUCUUAUGUUUUGCAUUUCCGGUUCAGGGAGUUAAAGUCUCUUAGCGGGACUCUAUCCUUGGAGACAUUGCUGCUCCACCAUCACGGACAUAUCCCUCCUGAGUCCAUGCACCUUGUUGUACAGAAGCCUGCGGAUGUGUUGUUUGUUUUUGAUGAUCUGGAUCAGUGCAAAGAGAGCCUGGACCCCUCUGCCCACACCCUCUGCUCUGACCCCAGCCAGCUGGCCUCACUGUCCUGUCUAGUGGCCAGCUUGCUUCAUGGGUCACUGCUGAAAGGAGCUGCCUUUGUGGUGGCAACAAGGCCAACAGAAUGUCUGAACUUUCUGAGUGGCACCCGAGUGGAAGUGUUGGGGUUUCUGAAGCCACAAAGAGAGGCCUAUUUUAACAAGUUCCUUACAGACCCAGCUACUGCCAACGAAGCACUAAUGCACAUGGAAAGGACUCUUGGCUUUUAUGAUAUCUGUACAUCCCCGAGAUUCUGUUGGACAGUUUGUUCUAUUUACAAGUCACUGAUGGAUGCUGGAGCAAAACUUCCUGAGACUUUAUCUCAGCUGUAUGUAGCUAUUCUGGUCCACCUGAUCCAGCCGCUCUCGCUGAACGAGACCUGCAACAGAGAAUUAGUGUUGGCCCUCGGCAAGAUGGCGUCUCACUGCUCCCUUGACCAGUAUUCGAGCUGUACCAAAGAAGAAAUGGAUUCCUUUGGUUUGCAACGGUUUCCCACCUCAACUGGCGUUUUCCUGCAGGUAGAUGGUGACCAUUCAGAUAGAAGUGCUUUCUCCUUCCCCUCUCACCUGAUGCGGGACUUCCUCAUGGCUGUGUCUUUCUUUUUGGACGAGUCAACCGAUGAGGGUGUUGAGAAGAUGUUGGAAAAGCACAAAGGUCAUGCAGAGUUUCUAGAUAUCUUCUUGUCAGCGCUCUCAGAGCCAGUUCAGCGCAGACCCCUGGAGACCCUGCUGGGGGAGAUGAACUCUGAUCAGAUCAUGGAUUUCAAAGGCUGGUUUAAAAGCAGCUCAGAGGUGACACUGAAGGGAUAUUACAAAGACAAGCAUCACCGCUGCUUCCAUCUGCUUCAUCAAGCUCAAAAUGAGAGUUUGGUAAAAGAGAUCAUCAACCCCUCAGCACGAAUAGGCAUCAGCUAUGGAGACCUGAGCCUCCAGGACUGUGUAGCUCUGAAUUAUGUUGUCACGUGCCUUGGAGAGAUGCAGAGUUUGAAUCUUUACCGUACAAGGAAUUUGACAAAGGAGAAAGCAGAGGUGCUGGUUCCAACUAUGAGCUUGUCACAUGAAAUAAACUUGUCAGACAGCUCCUUGAGUACUGAGGCUGUCCCUCAUCUGGCCUCUGCCCUGAGCAGAGGGAUCACCAAGGAACUGGAUCUCUCUCACACCCGCCUCGGAGAUGAAAAGUUCAAAAUCCUUUGCACUGGACUCAGAAACUGCAAGCUGCAGAAAUUAAACCUUUUAGCAUGCAGACUGACAGAGUCAAGCUGUGAAGAUCUGGUGUCUGUCCUGACCUCAGGCACCUCUCAGCUGUCCGGGUUAAACAUGAUGUGUAAUCAGAUCGGGGACGAAGGAUUAAUGAAACUGUGUAAAGCACUACACAGUCCUCACUGCAAACUACAGGAGCUCCUGCUACACAGCUGCGAUUUGACUGCGGUGUCCAUGGAGGCCUUGUCAGCAGCUUUGUGUUCUGGCCCAUCAGAGCUGAGAAAAGUGGACCUUAACCUAAACAGUAUUGGUCUCAGUGGAGUGAAGGCUUUGUGCAAAUUUCUGCAACACCCACUUUGUAAACUGCAAAGCCUCAGUUUCUUUGAUUGCGAGCUGACAGGCGAGUGCUGUUCUCAUUUGAUGGAGGCCUUGAUGUCAGAGCACUGUUGUCUCUCAGAGCUACAGCUGUCAGUGAACGAUUUGGGCCAGGAGGGGGCGUUGCUGCUCUGCCAAGCCCUCAGUCGACCUGAAUGUCCAGUAGUAACACUUGGCUUGGUAAGAUGUGAGUUAACACAGCUGGUCUUCAAAGAGCUGGGCUCAGUGCUGAGAAGUGGGACUUCUCAAUUGAAGUCUCUGUCUGUAGGUAUAAAUCAAGUAGGAGACGACGGGGUUAAACACCUUUUGGAUGCUGUUGCACAUCCAGAUUGUCUGUUGGAGGAACUGGACCUUGAAAUGACCGGUUUGACGGAUGCCUGUGUUGAGGACUUGUGUGCUGCAAUAAGAGCCAGUCAGCGACUGAAGAGUCUGGAGUUGAGAAACAACUCGUUGACUGAUGCUUCCGUUCCAGCCCUUGUUCAAGUCAUGCAGGAAAGCCAAACCAUACAAAAGAUGAACCUAAAGUACAACGACUUCAGCGAAAAAGUUUUUGACAUCAUGUAUGAGUGUGAUAAAAUAAGCUACUGAAGAAGACGGGUGAUCCAUGAGUCUCACAGACUGCUGCAGGAUCAUCUACAGCACUGUAUUGAGGGCUGCCAUGUUAUUAUUAGAGCUGAAAUGACCAUUGGAUCAAUCCAAUUGACAGUAAAAUGACAAUUAAAGUUUUCAUGUUUUGGUUUUGUAUCAUAUUCCAACCAAACAAGGAAUAUGAUACAUUCUUGCCUUUAGGGAGUUGUCUCAAUUAAAACAUUAAUUAAAACA